This is a messenger RNA of Actinia tenebrosa (Australian red waratah sea anemone), 1036 nucleotides long. RefSeq names its product large ribosomal subunit protein mL45. Gene Ontology annotation, cellular component: mitochondrion. Lineage: Eukaryota; Metazoa; Cnidaria; Anthozoa; Actiniaria; Actiniidae. The record is from RefSeq and is a predicted model, not a curated record.
AGGACCUUGAAAAUCCAACAUGGCGGUCGUAAUCAGACGAACUUUUACUCAGACAAGAUUUCAGGUCAUAUCAAGGCUCUUCGUUGCCAACUCCACUAAUCCAAGCCACAUUUUAGGAUCAAUAUGUAUCAUACCUAACAGAACAAAGAUUAGCAAGACUUCCCCAUUUGGAAAGAGACCCAAUCCAAAGGAAGCCCAGCGCGAGAAUUUUGUGAAAACGAACCCAAAUAUUAAGGAUAUGGUUGGAAAAAACACAUCUACUCGCUCACCACCUGUGAUUAUAGAUAGUACUGGGGCUGUUGUCAGUGACUAUAUUCCUCUUGACAAGAAAGCUUUCAUAUUAACACCUACUGGAUUAAAUCAAAGGUGGAGUGCUUUUAAAAAUGGUCUUUGGACAAUAUACAGCCUGGCAUUCAUAAAGAAGUACUGCAAACCCUUCAAAUUACGUCCCUUUGCUCAAGAAGCUCAAGAUGUGUACAUUAAUGUCAAUAAAGCUCUAAUGAGUAAAGAUAAGAAAAAAUUGGAAGAACUAGCUACAGGAUCAGUGUACCAUGCACUCAAGAAGGAGUUUUUCCCAGACAAUAAACAACUACAUUGGAGGUUUGUUCGCGAGUUAGAAAGACCACGUGUGGUUCAUGCCAGGGUGGUGCCUGUUGAUAGCAAGGAGAACUUGUUUGCUCAAGUGACUGUUAAAAUCAACUCAGAACAAGUUAUGGCAGUUAAAGAUAAGCAUGGUCGCCACGUCAAGGGCAGUGACAAAGUCGUGAAGAAAUUAAUAGAUUUUGUGGUUCUCGAACGACAUCUCCCAAACAAAUAUGGGCGAUGGAGGGUGUGUGGUAAAGUUUUCCAACCAGCUCAGCAAACCGAAACAAUCAACCAGCUCCCUGCUUCUGCCCAGCCAUCAUCUUCUUGAAUAAGAAAAAUAAUUUUAAUCAGAAUAAACUCUUUGUACAGAGAAGUUUUACAAGAUUGAGAUCCAAAAACGAGAUUCAAGUGUUGAUUAGAAAAGAUUAAGACAUUAAAUUUGCUUCCAGUA